GGGGAUGUACCCGGGGACGGGCGGCUGGACCCGGACGGCUCUAAAUUGGCCGGAGGGGCCCUUCGGCGGCGAAGUUCCUAGCUGGGGGCAGAGACGGCCCUCGCGGUUGCAGGAGUAAGCGAUCCCCUGUAGCGAAUUGGCCAACGGCUCGUUUCAACCCUGCCUCGUUGGUGGCCACUGGAGAAGCGCGGGGGGCUCCCCAGACAGCCGUGGGGACAAGUUAGAGCCAGCACUUUACCCCGGGCUUCGCGUGUAGCUUCCCCACCCCUGCCCUCGGUGCCCUGGUGUCUGGAGCGGGGGUGCCCUCUGUACAUGUUCCACCACUCGGGCAACCCUCUGGGCUUGUGUUCCAUCUCGCUCUUGCUUCCUGCACGGUGGUUGAGGGGACCCACUUUGCAUUAUGUCCCGGUAUAGCUACCGAAGUCUGCUGGACUGGCUCUAUGGGGGCGUGGACCCCAGCUUUGCAGGCAAUGGGGGCCCCGACUGUGCUGCCUUCCUCUCUUGGCAGCAACGGCUGCUGGAAAGUGUGGUGGUCCUGACCCUGGCCCUGUUGGAGAUCCUGGUGGCCCUGCGGCACAUCGUGAGGCAGACGAAGGAGGACGGUAGGGGUGGCCAUGGCUGCCAGCCAGAGCAGGUGACCCAGCGGCCAGAGGAAGGCAAGGAGAGCCUGAGCAAGAAUCUGCUCUUAGUAGCCCUGUGCCUGACCUUCGGGGUGGAGGUGGGCUUUAAGUUCGCCACCAAGACCGUCAUCUACCUGCUCAACCCCUGUCACCUGGUCACCAUGAUGCAUAUCUUUCUCCUGGCCUGCCCUCCCUGUCCAGGAGCUACUGUCGUCUUCAGGCUGCAGAUGCACAUGUUGAAUGGAGCUCUUCUGGCCUUGCUGUUUCCUGUGGUAAAUACCCGGUUGCUCCCAUUUGAAUUGGAGAUUUACUACAUUCAACAUGUUAUGCUGUACGUGGUGCCCAUCUACCUGCUUUGGAAAGGAGGUGCUUACACCCCAGAGCCCCUCAGCAGUUUCCGGUGGGCCCUUCUCUCAACUGGCCUCAUGUUCUUUUACCACUUCAGCAUCUUGCAGAUCCUGGGCCUGGUCACCGAAGUGAAUUUGAACAACAUGCUGUGUCCGGCCAUCUCAGACCCAUUCUACGGCCCCUGGUAUCGCAUCUGGGCCUCGGGACACCAGACUCUCAUGACCAUGACCCACGGGAAGCUGGUCAUCCUGUUCUCAUACAUGAUUGGGCCCUUGUGUAAAUAUCUGCUGGAUUUGCUCCGGCUUCCAGCCAAGAAAAUAGACUGCAGAAAUGGAACAUUCAAUCUUCAAAUUUAAAAGGAAUCUCAAGUGUACUUCAGUAACCCAAACAAUAGUGAAAAAGCAAAGCAAAGCAGGAGGUCUCACACUUCUCAAUUUCAAAACUUAACUACAGAGCUAGAGUAAUCAAAACAGUGUGGUACUGGCAUAAGAAUAGACAUAUAGACCAAUGAAAUAGAAUUGAGAGUUCAGAAAUAAACCCAAACUUUUAUGGUCAAUUGAUUUUUCAACAAGAAUACCAAGACCAUUUAGUUGGGGGAAAGAACAGUCUUUUCAACAAAUGAUAUUGGGACAACUGAAUAAUCACAUUUAAAAAAAAAUGAAGUUGGAUUCAUACCACGUACAAAAAAUAACUCAAAAUAAAUCAACAAUCUAAAUAGAAGGGCUAGAACUAUUAGAAGAAAUAGUUUCAUGAUCUAGGACUUGCCAAUGGAUUCUUAGAUUUGACACCAAAAACAUGAGCCACAAAAGAAAAAUAGAUAAAUUGGACUUCAUAAAAGAUAAAAACUUUUGUUCAUCAAAGGACAUUAUCAAGGAUGUGAAAAAGACAAAUUACAGAAUGGGAGAAAAUAUUUUCAAAUCGUUUACCUGUAAGGCUUUAAUGCCCUAAAUAUAUAUUUUAAAAAAGCUCUUACAACUCAACAACCCAAUGCAAAACAACCCAAAUAAAACUGGACAAAGGACUUGAAAACACAUUUCUCUAAAUGACCAAUAAACACAUAAGGUAUUCAACAUCACUGGUCAUUAAGGAAAUGCAAUUCAAAGUCCCAGUGAAAUUCUAUUUCACACCCGCUAGGAUGGCUAUAAUAAAAAAUACAGAUAAUAACAAGUAUUGGUGAGGAUGUAGAGAAACUGGAAAUUUCAUACAUUACUGGUGGGAAUGUAAAAUGGUACAGCCACUGUAGAAGUAGUUUGAUGGUUCCUUAAAAAGUUAAACAUAGAGUUAACCAUGUAACCCAGCGAUUCCAUGCCUAAGUAUAUACCCAAGAGAAAUGAAAACAUAUAUCCACACAGAAACUUAGACACAAAUAUUUAUAGCAGUAUUGUUCCUAACAGCCAACUGGUUGAAACAGCCAAAUGUCCUUCGAUGGAUGAAUGAUUAAACAGAUUGUUGUAUACACAUACAAUGAAAUCUUAUUCAGCCAUAAAAGGAACAAAACACUAAAACGUGCUACAACUUGGAUGAACCUUGAAAACAUUACACUAAGUAAAAAAAAAAAAAAAAAAAAGCCAGCAACAAAAUAUAACACAUCAUAUGACCCCAUUUGUACGAUAUAUCCAAAUUAAGCAAAUUCAGAGAAACAGAAAGAUUAGAGGUUACUCAGGGGAUGGGCAAGGGCAGAAUGGGGAGUGACCUCUUAAUGAGGAUGGGGUAUUAUUUUGGAGUCGUGAAAAAGUUUGAAAACUAGAGAGAGCCAGUGGUUGUACAACACUGUGAACACACCAAAUACCACUGAAUCGUACAUUUAAAGUGGCUAAUUGUAUGUUAUGUAUGAAUUUCACCAGAAUAAAAGAAAUCGAAAAAAAA
Molecule: messenger RNA, 2834 nt
Organism: Pteropus alecto (black flying fox)
Lineage: Eukaryota; Metazoa; Chordata; Mammalia; Chiroptera; Pteropodidae
Gene: TMEM164
Product: transmembrane protein 164
Exons: 8
Coding region: 401-1324 (307 amino acids)
Source: RefSeq, a predicted model, not a curated record